This is a messenger RNA of Erythranthe guttata (spotted monkey flower), 644 nucleotides long. RefSeq names its product histone H3.2. The record is from RefSeq and is a predicted model, not a curated record. Lineage: Eukaryota; Viridiplantae; Streptophyta; Magnoliopsida; Lamiales; Phrymaceae. Gene Ontology annotation, cellular component: nucleosome. Gene Ontology annotation, molecular function: structural constituent of chromatin; DNA binding; protein heterodimerization activity.
GAAUCCCCUUCAGUCUUCACCCACAAAUUCAAUUUCCAAUUUUUCAUCUUCUAGAAACCAAAGAGCAAAACCCUAGAAAUGGCACGCACCAAGCAAACCGCCCGCAAGUCCACCGGCGGCAAGGCGCCGCGCAAGCAGCUGGCCACCAAGGCCGCCAGGAAGUCCGCUCCGGCCACCGGCGGUGUGAAGAAGCCCCACCGCUUCCGCCCCGGAACAGUCGCCCUCCGUGAGAUCCGCAAGUACCAGAAGUCCACCGAGCUGCUGAUCCGCAAGCUGCCGUUCCAGAGGCUUGUUCGCGAAAUCGCUCAGGACUUCAAGACCGAUCUGAGGUUCCAGAGCUCCGCCGUGGCGGCGCUCCAGGAGGCGGCGGAGGCGUAUCUUGUCGGACUGUUCGAGGAUACCAAUCUCUGCGCAAUUCAUGCCAAGAGGGUUACAAUUAUGCCCAAGGACAUCCAGCUGGCUAGAAGAAUUAGGGGCGAGAGGGCUUAAUUCCAAUUUUAGGGUUUACUGUUUGGGGGUAUUAUAGUAAAUAGAUCGUCUUCUUCGUAGUGAAUUGGCUGUAACCCUAAUUUUUGAUGUAACAAUUUGAAGUUUCAUUUCAGUAAUGAGAAAAAAGGGUUGAACCUAAAAACAAUUCUUCUUUU